Molecule: messenger RNA, 3511 nt
Organism: Phycodurus eques (leafy seadragon)
Lineage: Eukaryota; Metazoa; Chordata; Actinopteri; Syngnathiformes; Syngnathidae
Product: platelet-derived growth factor receptor beta-like
Exons: 29
Coding region: 299-3310 (1003 amino acids)
Biological process (GO): protein phosphorylation; cell surface receptor protein tyrosine kinase signaling pathway; positive regulation of kinase activity
Cellular component (GO): signaling receptor complex
Molecular function (GO): ATP binding; platelet-derived growth factor beta-receptor activity; platelet-derived growth factor binding
Source: RefSeq, a predicted model, not a curated record
CGAUUAAUCGAUCGGCGACCGCGAUCAGAGGGUAUCGGACGCCGACCGGAUUGGCUGUUGUCAAUCCAAUAGAAACACCGGGGCGUUUCCGUGUCAGCGAGCGGCAGGAAGAAAAAGAGCCAAAAAGAGAAGAACGGCCGAAAAGGAAGGAAAAGAAGAGCAGAGGGAGGACAAGGAAGGACGAGGUUUUCCUCUUUUUCGCACCAUCUGAUCCUCUUCAAGAUGGCCGACUGAUGCGAGCGUCACGGACGAACGUGACGACUUCCCGUCCGCUGUCCGGUCACCAGAGUCGGGAGUCAUGCCGGCGUCCGUCGGGGGACAAACCGCGAGUCUGAAACCGCUGCGCUUCCUGCUGGGCGUGCUCCUGGUUCUUCCAGAAGGGGGCGUUUGUCUGGAACUGAUUCCGCCGGCCUCCCAGGUUCUGCUCCAGUCUCGCUCCAACUUUACCGUGGUGUGUUCCGGCUGGAGCGAGGUUUCCUGGCGCUUGCCGUGGCAGGAGUCUCAAGGGGGCGAUGUCGUGGUGGAGAAGCAGGGAUCCCGCAGCGUCCUGCAGCUCUUCGACGUCACCUGGAGGAAUUCCGGGAGAUACGCGUGCGAGGAGUCGUCGUCGGAUCAGAUCGGGAAGAUGGACAUCUUCGUACCCGGACAAGGUGCGGACGAGUGGUUUGUUCCGGUGGGUCCGGGUGUGGUGAUGAAGGACGAGGACGAGGACACCAUCCCCUGCGCGGUGUCCGACCCGCUUUUAAAAGUCAAACUGUACGAACGCGGGGAUGAAACACCGGCGUCUGGACUGAAGUACGAACCGAGUCGCGGCUUCACGGGACGCCUGAACGACUCGUCGUACGUGUGCGUGGCCUCCGAUGGUUUUGAGGAGACGCGGUCGCAGGUCUACUACGUCUUCAGCGUCGUGGUCGCCAAGGAGAUGCGGGUGGACUUGACGGCGUCCAGCGGCGUGUUGAAGCGUGGACAGCAGCUGCUCGUCAACUGCAGCGUCCAAGACAUCGACAUAGUCUACUUCUCGUGGAGCUUCCCCCGCAGAGAGGAAAUCGAGCCGCUCACGGAAUUUCUGCCCAAUCAAAUCCGCUCGUUCGUGAACAUCCCCUCGGUGACGCCGGCCGACUCCGGCGUGUACGUGUGCGCGGUCCAGGAAACGCUGCAGGGAGGGCGAGUGCAAAAGAACAUCACGGUAAACAUACUGGAUCGGGGUUACAUUUCUGCGCGUGCCACGCAUGACACCAACGUGACUUCGCUGGUCGGCCACACGGCGGUCCUGCGGGUGGCGGUGGACGCCCACCCUCCGCCAAGCGCGGUGUGGCGCAAGGACAACCGGAGCGUCGUCGUCGCCACGGGAACAAUCGGCGUGUCCGUCACCCGCGUGACGGCCGGCAGAUACGUGAGCACGCUGACCCUGGCGAGGGUCCGCUUGGAGCAGACAGGAAGUUACGCGGCCAGCGUCUACAACGAAGAUGACCAGCAGGAGGUGCUCUUCUACCUGCAAGUUAAAUCACCGCCGAGGAUCACGUCGCUGACGGAGACGAGCGCUCGGGGCGUGUUGUGCGUCAGCGAAGGAGCUCCGCCCCCGACCGUCAACUGGUUGACGUGUCACAGUGCACACGGGUGCGCUAACGGGACAGGUAGCUGGACGAGCCAAUCAGGCGCUUCAGAGGGCGCGGUUCUGCAGGAGAACGUCACCGUCCUGGCGGAGACGGGCGUAACCCGGGUGCGCAGUGUGCUGAGGCUGGAGACCACGACGACCUCGACCGCCGUCCGAUGUGAGGCUUCAAACUCUGCCGGACGUCGAGCCCGAGACCUCAGACUGGUGUCAUCUUCUCUAUUGUCCCAGGUGGCCACAUUGGCGCUGGUCCUGGUUCUGGUGGUCAUCGCCAUCAUCUUCCUGCUCAUUCUCAUCAUCUUGUGGAGAAAAAAACCUCGCUACGAAGUCCACUGGAAGCUGAUCGGUUCCGUGAGUCCCGACGGACUGGAGUACACCUACCUGGACCCCGCCGAGCUGCCCUACAAUGUCUCUUGGGAAAUACCCAGGGACAACAUUGUCCUAGGUGAGGUUUUGGGUUCAGGAGCUUUCGGCCGAGUUGUGGAGGCCGAGGUGUCGGGUCUGCUCCGGGACCAGAACACCACCAGAGUGACCGUCAAGAUGGUCAAAUCCAACAGCGGCGCAUCUCAAUCGUUGUUGUCUGAGUUGAAGGUUUUGUGUCAUCUGGGCCCUCACGUGAACAUCGUCAACCUGCUUGGAGCGUGCACGUCAGGAGGUCCCGUCUACGUCAUCACUGAGUUCUGUUGCCAUGGAGACCUGGCUAACUACCUGCGACGCCACAAACACACUUUCGUACAUGGCAGCGCACACGCUAAGAGAGAGGCGGACGGAGGUUACAUGGACGUGAUGAGCAAGCGGGAGGGCGGAGCCGUCGCCAUCGGCAGCGACAGCGCGGCGUCGGACCAGCAGGAGGCGUCGUUGCCCCUCCUCAGCGACUCUACCGUCCUGGGCGUGAGCGACCUGCACAGCUUCUCCUUCCAGGUCGCCCACGCCAUGAACUUCCUGGCCUCGCGCAACUGCGUCCACAGAGACCUGGCGGCCAGGAACGUCCUGGUGUGCGAGGAGCGGCUGGUGAAGGUGGGCGACUUUGACCCGGCUCGAGAUCCGCCGAAGGAUCAGGACUACGUGGCCCGGGGACACGCCUCGCUGCCGCUCAAGUGGAUGUCCCCGGAGAGUAUUUUCCAAAGUGUUUACUCAUCGCAGAGCGACGUGUGGUCCUACGGGGUUCUGCUGUGGGAGAUCUUCUCUUUGGGUGAAAGUCCGUACUCGGACCUCCCCGUGACGCAGCAAUUCUACGUUGCGCUGAAGAGAGGACACCGCUUGAUGCGGCCACAGCACGCCAACUCCAACAUUUACGACGUGAUGCAGGCGUGUUGGAGCGAGCAUCCCGGUUCCAGGCCGCCGUUCUCGUCGUUGGUGGCGUCUCUGGACGCCACGUUGACGGACGACUGCAGAAAGACGUACGCCAGGCUGACGGACGACUUCCUGACGGGCGACCAUCCGGCCGUCGUUCGAUCCCUACCGACGUCCGCGACCGUCGACGUGCCGAGCGACGCCGACGGAAGUAACACCCCCGAGGCGACGGUUCACCUGUUGGCGACGGGACCUUCGCAUGGCGAAUACAUCCUUCCUGUCAGAGUGGGGACAGGCAACGGCGGCGGCGGCGGCGCUGCGCUGGACGCAGACAGAGCCGAGGAGUCGCCGGCCUCACAGGAAGUGACAUCGUCGCGUGAAAAAGUGGAGGAAAGCUGCGUGUGAGAAGCAUGUACAUAUAGCACGAUAACAUACGUGUCACAUACAGUACAAGACGACAUUAUAGCGAUGCAAUACUCCUGUCAUUUCUUUUAUAUCAACAUAUUAUGCUCAACAUAAAUUAAAAACAUUUUAAAUUCCAGCUGCCCGUUGACUUUCCUGUGUUCUGUUUUAUUCCCUCAACAUGAAAACAUGAAGUCUUCGACC